GUGUCCCCAGGGGCUCAGCCUUUAUGGUGUCACCACACGCAGGAGCAAAGUCUGUGGGGUUCAGCAGCUGCUUCUCAGUGAACUGGACAACCUUCGCAACAGCCUUCCCCCUGUGUGUGGGGGAGUCUGGGGUCUCCUCGAGGCCUGAUGGGUGUGUGUAUCCCUGGACACCAUGUGCUGCUCUCAAGGAUCUGGCCCCAUGAGAGAAAGGUGCAGCCCCACAGGGGCUGAAGCUGCCUUGAGCUGCUGCGGAGCCCCCAGUCUGCUGAAGCCUCCCCAUGUGGGCAGUGUAGCCAACAAGGUGCCCUGGGGAGCAUCAAGUACAUCCUGUGUGUUUCGUAGAGGUGGAGGCAGGCCUGGUGAGGCAGGGAGCUGGCUGUGGUGUGUGCCUGGCAUGGGAAAAGGCCCUGGCAGUCAGACAUGCUGGUGUGGGCAGAGGCAGUGCUGGACGUGGUCUGUGUCAGGUGAUGGUGGGGGAUAGGAUUUUCAGCUGAGUGCUGAGGGAUGGUUCCUGGAGUCUCAUUUUUUGUGGAUGAGUGCUGCUUCAUUUGUGCUCUCCUCUUCUGCUGUGCUUCCAGGUAUGGCUUUUGUUCUAGACUGUAACUUCUUCUUUCCCUUUCAUUUCACCUGCAAUCCCCAAGAAAACUUUUAAUCUGCGUUUUCUUACCUAACCCUGUCUAGCCUGGGAUCAAAGCUGGUGAUAAGAGCAUAGCCCUGUUGUUAUUAUGAGCUCAGCUUUAUUAAAGGAAUAUCCACAGCCUACAGAGCUGUAAUGACUAACCUGAGCCUCCCAGCUCCAUAGUGCAUAUUUACACAACCUCUUUUUCUCUCUGCACCUGCUCACAUCCCUCUCACUGUGAGUGCCCUUGCUUUGGAGGAUGACAGUAACAUCAGAUUCUUCCACAUCUCUGGCAGCUAGAGCAAGGACCUAGGCUGAGCUCAUUGCCUCACUAAGGUGGCAAAGCCUCUUGUAUCAUAUCUUUAUGGAUGUCUUGUGGUCAGUGAUGCUGGGAUGUACAACUGUGAUGGACACAGAUGUGCUGGCAGAAGCCUUGGUGCAGAAGGGUUGUGGUCAAAGCAGUCUAAGGGAAGUAUGGAAUAGGCUAUAGCUGUGACAACACGUUUGUUAGUUUAGUGAAGGCAGUGCUAGCAGGAUUUGACUGGAUUUGUGUUUUAGUCUCAGUAGAGUGUUUUAUUAACUUCUUCCUCACCUUCAUCUCACCUCACCUCAACUUCUUCAUCACCUCUGCUGAUGGUACAUGUCAGGAAAUGGCAGUGUUUGAGACCAUCCUCACCAGUCCUGCUGGCUGUGGGCUCUGGUGCUGUCUCCUGGCCACUUGCUGUGAGCCUGCUCUGCUGGCCCAGCCCUGGGCAGCCAAAUGGGAGAGGAGUUGGUCUCUAGAUGGGGUGAAAUACUGUUCAGCACAGCCUUACCCAGGGCCAGUUUGAACAGCUGCAUGUGAGGUGUGUCCUCCCGGAGCUGAGAUCCCUUUCCAGCACCUUGCAGAGGGAUCUGGGACUGUCAGUGAAGCAGAGGAGACAGCUCACACUGUGUUUCCAGUAUUUUGGCUCUGCAAGGCCUCUUAAGGAGAAUUACAUGUUUUGCUGUCAAAGAUACAUCCUCUCAGAGACCCUGCCCUUUUGUCUUCUCUCUCUUCCCUGUGCAGUAAGGUUUAUUCACAGAACCACAGACAGAUUUGGGUUGUAAGUGACCUCUAGAAGUGUCUGGUCCAACUGACCUCCUGCUCACAGCAAAGCUGACUCGAGGCCUUGUUGUUCAGGGCUUUGUCCAGUUGGGUUUUGAGAUCCUCCAGGGAGUCUGUGGCCUAUUCCUAGGCUGCAGCACUCCUCUGGAUAGUCACCUGCUGUCCACGCAGCUGUCCUCUCCAGCUGACUGUACCUGCCAGAACACUUUGUCAGGUGUUCUGUUGCCUUCCUGCAGCAUUUGGGCAACAGGUAGAGAGACCUAAUGACCAUCUGUUUUUUACCACUUCCAGGUCUUCUAUUUUUUUUAAUCAUUAUCUUGAUAUCAUUAAGGCAGUUUGGACACACGCUGCUCAAGCAUGUUGUACCUCUGAGCCUUUUUUGUUGUGCUUCUGAUAGUACUUCCAAAGCUUUUGUGCCCAUUCACCCCCUUCCAUUGUGUUUAACACUAUUUUGGAGAUACAUACCAGGAGAAUUUUCUCUUGGACUUGAUCGCUGAGUGGAGUUGGUUCUUGAAGCUGAAUUGCUCUCCAGAUAGCAUUGCUGUUAAGGGUGUACUUACACUUGUUAGUCCUUUCUUUCUUGCAAAACCUUGACACUCAGUGCUUUGGGAGAUCCUGGUCUUACAAGAUGUGAAGGGAUCCAAGCCAUUUCAAACUGCUGCCAGGAUGGCAUUCUGACUGGGUGAGGAUGCUCCUGUUGCCUGUCUUAGCCUUUACUGCUAUGGAUAGCAGCAGGUAAUGCUGAGAUUGAGGAAUGUUGUCAGUUAUAUUUGAAAUGUUGCAGGGAGUCUCCUGGUAAACCUGAUUCCAGGCAAUUCUGUGAGAUCUCUGAAAUUUGUCUUUCUUGCACUUUCUUGAAACUGAAGUUUCUGGAAUGCAAGCUCAGAAUCCAGUUUGGUCAUUCCUGCCCUUGAGGAAUUUACAGGAGACUCGUGGUUGUGUUUUGCAGCACCAGCUGUUCAGUACUGAAGGAUUUAGGCUUUCUGGGUUCAGGGUGACUGUGCUACUACAUUUGAGGCCUGCAGCCCUGAGAUGGGGCUCCCACUGUAGUAAAAUCUGGUUGUGGUCUUCUUUCCUGGCUUUGGAACUAUAAAAAAACAAUUGGUGGAGUCUCGAUGCUGCUGGUGAAAUUCUGGAAAUGCCCUUUUGUUUCCUGUGUACCAGUUACUGUUGUGUAGACAGUCCCAGUCACACGUGAAGACUGGCCUGAAGGGGAUGUGCUGAAAGCUGCUGCAGUUUGCACUGACUGAGAACCAAUAGCACAUUUGAAGGUGAGACAACAUCCACCAAACCCUGCCUGCAAAGCACAAGGACUUGACCAGUGACAUCUGCAGGAGCUGUGGCUGAUUUGGAGUGAGUCACUGCAUGUAAAGCCUCCAAGUCACAGAGGGCUUACAGAUCCAUGGUCAGUUGUUUAAUCAUGUGUUUAUGAGCUUGUCCAGCUUUGAUUUCCAGCUUUUUGUGUCCUUGUGUGCACCUGUCUGUAUCUCUAAGGAGUCAUCUGCUGUAGAUCUUUCUUUGUGAUUUUUUUGAGAGGGGUCAUGUCCCACCACCAUUUCUUUUCAGUGAACAAAAUAGGUUUAGCACUGGAGGGUGUUUUCCAAACCAUGGCUGUUCAUAAAGCAGUGGGAUUCUUGUGUUAGUGUGUCAGAUUUUUUUUUUUAUUUGAAACAUCUCAACUCUUCCAAUAACUGUUAUCAAUUGUAGACAGUAGCCAAGAAUGAGACAGUGAUGGUGUAACAUGGCACUGUGUGCAAGUAGCACUGUACUGAAUGUCACCAAGUGGGGUUUGUGCUCUGAGUUUGCAGCUCAGAGAGCUGCCUUUCCAAAAACACUAGUAAACAGCAAAAUCUUUUCAGCUCCUUUAUGGAGAAUUUUGACAGGACUGAAGCAUGGUCCAUAGUAGUGUGCUUAGUUUACUGGUGUUAUUUUGUAAAUUCAUUUGUGUUUGAGUUAGCCAAUACGUAAUAAAGGUUCGCAGUGCUUGAAUUUAGAAUGCUAACAGCUGUCCAGAUAAACUCAGAUAAAUCACAGCAGAGUAGUUGGCUUCUGCUGUACUCACCACUCAAAAUUAUAUCAAAGUAUAAUAUUGUUAAUGAAGCUGUGUUGACUGAAAGCAUGCUGGUAGGACAUAUUACUUUCUUAAUUUCUUAAUUUUAUUGAUUGAACUUUGUAUUGAUACUGUUGUUUCUGUUGAGAAAUACUAUCUGGAGUGUUUAUGUUUAUUAAAAAAAUCUGGCACAAAAAAAUAGAAGCUUCUUCCAGAACUCAUCUUAGGUCUUGUAGACCUUGUAGAUGGGAGGUGGCUGAAAUGUUGACUUAAGUGUCUUUUGUAGUUACUAGUUAAUUAUUUUCAUAUUUCAAAGGAUCUCUAAUAGAGAAAAAGAUAAUCCUUCAGCCUUCAAAAGUAUUGAAAAUCUGAAUACACAUCCAUGAUCAGAAGUCCAGGACAGAUACUCAAGCAGUUGCUGUUCCUUUGCUAGAGGAAAGCAGUAACUAUACGGCUGUGGGAUUUUCUGUGGGCUGUAAAGACUUCUGAGAUGUUCUCUUCAUUGGGAGAGAGUAGCAACCACAUUUUUUCUUGCUGUCUGUUUUUAAUUAAAUGUUUGAUGGUGGAUCCUCACUUCUGUAGGUAGGCCACAUAUUCCCCUGCUAAUGGUUACCUGAGUUACAGCACCACUGAUGUCUCUAAUAAGCUGGAUAAAGUCCCAGGUAGUCAUUUGGAUGUGCUUAAGUGUCCUGGCAGAGAUAUUGCACUUUGAGCUUCCAGAUCUGAGAGAAGAUCCCACGUGCCCCUCUUUGGCAGAAAGAGCUGGGCAGGUCUGGUAGUCACAGGUACUGGGUUUGGCAGUCAGUUUUGUGUUCUGUGCCAGUCCUGCACACCUGGGGAGGACCCUCAGCUGUACCCAUCACUUCUUUGGAAAUGCUUACUUGCUACCUGAGAAGCAUUCUGCUGCAGACUGCUGUGCAAGAGACUUUGCUCCUUCAACUUGUUCUUUCCAAGAGUAUAUCUCUUACUGAAUACUCCAGGGAGUACUUACUCCUAAGUAAGGAGUUCCCAAAGGGAGCAGUUACAUAUGCUGCUAAGUGCAGGAUUUCAGCACACUGCCUCCUCGUGGUUUGGCCACAUGUUGCACUGUACUCUCCAUGCUGCCAGUUAUAUGGCUGGAAAAGAGAAAGGUUUUGAGCAGACCAGUUACCAAACCCUGGUGACUGAGCUGUGCAUUAGCUGGUCCUGGAAUAAGAGAGGUGAUGACUUGUGGUGGAUCAUUUCAGCACCUGCCAGAAACAAUAAGCUAUUCUGUUUCUUUUGUAGAAAGUGAGAAAAGACUCUAGCAGAGAUAAAGUGCAUGCUCUGUUUGCAGCUUAACUCACUGUGAAGCUCAACAGAAGGCCCAGACAAAUCUGACUGCCUGGGGCAGACAGAAGGAGAGCUUCUUACCUUGCUGCAGCGGAGCAGCUCUAAUUUUUUCUGAUUGAGUUUGACUUCAGAGCAACCCACAGAACUGGAAAAUACUGUUCUUUCCUGUUUUGAGAGCUGCCUUCCUCAUCCUUAUCAGCUGGUGGUUGAAAGGCACUAUAAAGAAUUCAUUGUCAGGGACAUUCCAUGCUUUCCCACUCAGACUGUUGGUCAGUGUCACCUUAGGUCUAGCCUCAACUCUUAACUCCAUCAGCUUUUCCAGAUUCUUUUAAACAUAUCAAGAGUUGGCAUUCACCUGCCCUGUAUCACCUUGGAGCUCUGCUGCAGCAGGUUGAAAAUGAACAAAAGGAAAAUACUUCUAAAAACUAAAUGUUAAGCUGUAGGAUUUAAAACCACUGGAAUUUUAGGAGGUCCAAAGUAUAAAUUGGUUCCCAGUGGGAUUAGGCAGAUUCAUAGAUUUGCCCAGUACAGACUCUUAACUGGGACAUUGUCAGUGCAGCUCAAGCCAAUUGGUUCUUCAGCAGCUGAGUCCUUGAUUGGAGGAUGUGCUGAGGAGGAACAUCCUGUUGUGUUUCUUACACUCUCUCCCCAAGUAUCUGUUCUUGGUGUGAAUAGCAACAGGAUAUUUGAGUACAUGGUCCUUUCAUUGGACUGACUGCAGCAGUCCUUAGCUUUGCCUGUCCUAAGAAGUUUUGGUUUCUUCUUCAGAAUGUGUGAGCUGUUCUGUUGGGAGGAUUCAGACAGAGCUAAUGAGAGGGGACAGGACCUCGAGCACCAGGGGCUGUGAUUCCAAGCAGAGCAUGUGAGUGAGUGCUCUUACUGCAGCCCUGCCUCUGCAGAAAGGUCUGUCCCAGCCACAUCCUGAUAGUUUGGAGUUGCCUUAAUCUGUAGAAUACUUGCUCACUUUCAGAUUUUUCUGUCAAGGACAUUGCCAUUUAGCCAGAGUUUUGUCCUGCAUUGUAUCCCCCAAAAACAAAAAGUGGGAGUUGAAAGCAGUGUUAAGGUGUACACUGUUAAACCAGAUGCCUUUGGUCCACUUGUAGAGCAUGUGAGUUACAGGACAAAUUCGUAGAUUGUUGUUUGCAUUAUGCUCUGAGAGGGAAUGCCCAAAUUAAUUUCUUAUGCAGCAAAUGUUUCCAGGGUCUAUUUCUACCAAUCAAAGACUAGGCCAGCAGAAAAUGGGAAAUGCUUUAGGAGUGGUGGUUGAACCUUAGUGAUCCAUUGCAAACCUGUGCCAAGUGUCUGAAAUAAUUCUGAGGGGUACGUUAGCUCUGUUAAGUAUACCUAUAAAUAAAUUUUCCUUCUUCAUCUGGAUGCCUUGAGGUUUUUUUGCUUAUUAUUGUAGGGUCUGCUGUCUGUCUGUGAAACUGGAUGGGGGAUGUAUUUGAGCAGGAGACAUUGUUCAUAUUCUGAGCAGCAGAAAAAAAGCCAUGUUUAUUAUCUUGGGAGGGUUCUCAUCUGCUUCAAAUCCUUAGAACCUUUCUUUCAGAUGUCUUUGUUUCUAUUUCACUUUGUUCUUAUUUCUGUCAGCCAACCUAAAACAUGUAUUAGAUCCUGUAUUGCUCUGGAAUUGGCUUAUUCUAAAACUUUUGUCUCAUCUUGUAACUAAAAGUGAACAGAAACACCAAAGUCUCUAGGGGUGAAACUUGCUGAGCAUUUCUAAAGAUUACAUUUGCUUUAUUUUCUGUUUGUGAUUGUGGGAACAGUGCUUUAUCUGCCAUAGGAAACAGAAAACAUUACUGUGUAUUUAGAUAAAAUACGGAGACAGUGGCUUUGAAAUCCAGUUGUUGGGUAUGAUUUCCUUAAAUUCCUGCUUGUCUAAGUUUCAGAAGUUGGGUACAGUCUCUGUCCAAGUAUGUUCUGUUUACUUCUGAGCACACCAUUUUGUGAGUGGGAGCUUGGUUGUCCUUUCAGAGGGAAGGACAUAAAAAAGUUACAGUUUCAUCAUCAGUGGAAUUAUAUUAGGCUUCCUCCAUAUAGAUGAGUUAUGCCCACUGUAAGCCCAAAUAAACAAAAGUACCGUGUCUUCUCAUUCAGGGCUUAAAACAGUGCUAAAUUUAGAAUUGGAAUUACUCUAAUAGGGAGGGAUAGGUUGUUGCCACAUCGUUUGAUUCUAGUGCCUGUUUUAUAAUGUCUACUUAGAGCCUGUUUGGGGACAUGAUGUUACUUCAAGUCUUGUACUGCCUUACCACUUGCAGACACCAGCUCCUUCUCCCUUUCCCUCUUCGGGUUUGUCAACCAUUAUCUCCUUGUUGGGGUAUAAUUCAGUUUUAGACCAUAUUACUUGCCUCAUCUCGAAGUCUUGACCUUUCUGUCUUACGAUAAUGUCAACCCUGAGGAGCUGGGCUGUAACUUUUUCUCUGAGGUUGGCAGUCUGCAUCAUUGAACCUUCCUGUUCAAGUGCACUGUUUGUGCCCUGCAAAGUCACCCUGGUCUUUUUUCCUGACUGAAUUGCAUGCUUUUGUCUAUCUUGAUGCUUGUUCUUAUGACCGCUUUUAACAUCAGAGCUUUUCCACCUUUUUUCUUGCCACUCUCCAGAACUCCUCCUAGUUCUAACUAAAGCUUUCCAAUUGUUCCAUUUCUGAAUAAUUACCUACGUAGUUUUGGGCCUAUGCAGUAGCUGUAGUUAUACUGUAACAUUGUUUAUAUCUGUCCUCUGACAAGAUUAAUGCAUGUUGUCAUCCUGUAUCUUGUUAAGACUCACACUUCAGGCCUUGAAAGGAGUUAUUUCUACCUCUAUGUUUAAGAGAAAAAAGGUAUUUUAAAAAUUAAGAAUGUGUUAGCUCCGUAAGAGCAGAUCAGGAGAAAGGACAGAUCAUAUUAUUUGGAUAGAGAAGAAGGCAGGGCUGGGGAUAUUACCACAGAACAUCGGUGGGGAGCCUCCUGAAUUGGUGCUUGAGCCAUUUCUGAUACCCCAGGGUGUCAUUUAGCAUAAGCAAGUUUCUUUGCUGUGCCGUGGUGAGGUGUGUGAGGGCUUUAGAGUUCCCAAAGGUCUGUUAUAGCAAACUACUUCAUCCUGCUGCUGACUUUUGUACCCUCACAAGCAGAGGUGGUUCACAUGCUGGUGUCUGGUAUCCUGGUUAUGGCCUGGCAGCAUUCCUGGGCUUUGUUUUACUCCAGCAGUGUUCAAAAGAGUGGACAGGUCAUUUUCUAUGUUAGACUGCUUUUCAUUAACUUGCAAGUCUCUCUCUCAUUUCCAGUUGCCAUCUUCUAAAUGGAUUCCAGUGAAUUUUCAGGAUCUUUGGACCCCCUGUCCUUGCCUGACAAACCACUCAUUGGUGAUCUUCCUGCUGACAUGGAGUUUGGUGAAGAUCUCCUGGGCUCCCAAACAGCUUCUACCCAGGAAGCUUCAGUUCUUCAGCCCCCUGGCUGGGAUCAAUCCAAGCAAAUGACUGCAGAUGAGGACUUGGACCUUGUAGUGAAAGCAGACAGCAUGUCUGAACUAAAUAAAUCAAAUGACCGUGUUCUAGAUAAACCUGGUGUAUUGGAAAUGCUGGAGAAACCUGGUGUCUUAGAUGAUUUGGGUAAAACUUCUGACUUGGUGGAACUAGAUAAAGCAGAAGGUCUGGAUGGGCUGUGUAAGGCACAACCUUCCCAGGACGUGGAGGGGGGGCUGGCAGACUCCUCUGCCCUGUCUAGAGAAGCCGUUGGUCCAGAAACGGGGAAAGAAGGGGAGGAUGCACCAAAACAUUGUUCUGGGGAUAUAAAGGAAGAUGGUGCUGCUGCUAUUCCUGCACUGUCUGGUGACAAUAUCCCUGAAUCAGCCCAACAACCCCUUGACUCUAGGGACCUCAGCAGUGCCCCAGCUGAGGGCACAGAAGAAACCACAGCACAGUCCUCAAGUCCCGCAGUACCCCCACCCCAACUCAGUCUUAAACAAACGAAGAAAAUGAAGUUGAAGGCACCAAGGAAAAACUCACCUGUGCAGAGGGAAGGGCUGGCAGGGGAGGCGGAGGCGCAACUAAGCCCAGACAACAGAACUGCAGCUUUGCCCUCUGAGCCUGUGGAAGAAAACCGUGCAGAGGAAGGGAAUGAUAAUGGAAAGAAUUCACAUAAAGAAAACAGUGUACUCAAAGCACAGGAAGCCUUACCACCAACAGGAGAAAGCCUGUCUGGGAAGGGAAGUGAGCUGCCAGCUGAGAAGGAGCAGAAAAGAAGCGAACGACCCAGAAGAUCAGAAACUGCCAGGCCUGAAACUGUGAACUCCUCUGAGAGCAUUCCAGUCUCUGACGAAGACUCUGAUGCAAUGGUGGAUGAUCCCAACGACGAGGAUUUCGUUCCUUUCCGCACGCGGCGCUCCACUCGGAUGUCCCUGCGCACUCAGAUGGCCCAGCGAGCCGCCCGCUCCACCUUCACCAAAAUGACGUGUGCCAACUGCCGGACCCCGCUGCAGAAGGGCCAGACUGCCUACCAGCGGAAAGGGCUUCCUCAGCUCUUCUGCUCCAGCUCCUGUCUCACCACCUUCUCAAAAAAACCACCUGGCAAGAAGAUAUGCACCUUCUGCAAAAAGGAGAUCUGGAACACCAAGGACUCUGUGGUUGCCCAGAUUGGUUCAGGUGGCUCUUUCCAUGAGUUCUGCACCUCUGUCUGCCUUUCCCUCUACGAGGCCCAGCAGCACAGACCAGCACCUCAGUCUGCAGAUGCCUCGGACACCAGCCGCUGCAGUGUUUGCCACAGACCUGGCGAGAUCCAGCAUGAGGUCAGCAAUGGGAGUGUGGUUCACCGCAUCUGCAGUGACGCCUGCUUCACCAAGUUCCGGGCCACCAAGGGGCUGAAAACGAACUGCUGUGACAACUGUGGACUUUAUAUCUACAACAAGGGCUUGCCCCUGGAGUACCUCUUCCAUGAAGGCCAGCAAAAACGCUUUUGCAACUCUGCCUGUCUCAACAGUUACAAGAAGAAGAACACUCGGGUCUACCCCUGCAUGUGGUGCAAGACGCUGUGCAAAAACUUUGACAUGCUGCCCAACGUGGAUCGCAGUGGCAAGAUGGGCCUGUUCUGCUCCAUUUGCUGCACUACCUCCCACAAAGUGAAGCAGUCAGGCCUAGUUGGUCCCCCUAGACCCUGCAGCUUCUGCAGAAAGAGUUUAUCUGAACCCUGCUAUUACAACAAGACAGACCGGGUUGUCUACCAGUUCUGCAGCCCCAGCUGCUGGACCAAAUUCCAGCGCACCAGCCCAGAAGGUGGGAUCCACCUCAACUGCCAUUACUGUCACAACCUGUUCAGCGGGAAGCCGGAGAUCCUAGACUGGCAGGACAAGGUGUAUCAGUUCUGCUGCAAGGACUGCUGUGAGGACUUCAAGCGGCUGCGUGGGGUGGUGUCUCAGUGUGAGCACUGCAAGCAGGAGAAGCUGCUGCAUGAGAAGAUCCGUUUCUCUGGAGUGGAGAAGAACUUCUGCAGCGAAGGGUGUGUGCUUCUUUACAAACAGGAUUUCACCAAGAACCUGGGCCUGUGCUGCAUCACCUGCACCUACUGUUCUCAGACCUGCCAGCGGGCGGUCACCGAGCAGCUGGAGGGCAGCACCUGGGACUUCUGUAGUGAAGACUGCAAAAGCAAAUACUUGCUCUGGUACUUCAAGGCAGCUCGGUGCCAUGCCUGCAAGCGUCAGGGGAAGCUGCUGGAAACCAUCCACUGGCGGGGGCAAAUCAAACACUUCUGCAACCAGCAAUGUCUGCUGCGAUUUUACAAUCAACAGAACCAGCCCAACCUGGACACGCAGAAGGGGCCCGAGAGCCUGCUGAACAGUCAGACUUCAGAGCCAAAACCAGCUGUCCCUUCCCCACAGAAGGCAGAGACUAACAUGCUGUCAGCAAAGGCCUCCUCAGCCCAAGCGCCUCCAGCUGUGCCGCCUCCCACCCCACCUCUGGUUCCAGCCACCCCUCGGAAAAACAAAGCUGCCAUGUGUAAACCACUGAUGCAGAACCGGGGUGUCUCCUGCAAGUUUGAAAUGAAGUCCAAAGGAUGUCAGACAGAGGCUGACUGGAAGCCCCAGCUGGUUGUGUUGCCAAUCCCCGUCCCGAUCUUCGUGCCUGUGCCUAUGCAUAUGUACUGCCAGAAAGUACCUGUGCCUUUCUCCAUGCCUGUCCCGGUGCCUGUGCCAAUGUUCCUGCCCACCACACUGGAGAGCACAGAGAAGAUUGUGGAGACCAUUGAGGAACUGAAGGUGAAGAUCCCCUCCAAUCCCCUAGAGGCUGACAUCCUGGCCAUGGCUGAGAUGAUUGCAGAGGCUGAGGAACUGGACAAAGCCUCCUCGGACCUGUGUGACCUGGUGAGUAACCAGAGUGCAGAGGGUCUCCUGGAGGACUGUGAUCUGUUUGGACCAGCCCGGGACGAUGUGUUGGCUAUGGCUGUCAAGAUGGCAAAUGUCCUCGAUGAGCCGGGCCAGGACCUGGAGGCUGACUUCCCUAAGAACCCUCUAGACAUCAACCCCAGUGUGGAUUUCCUCUUUGACUGUGGGCUGGUGGGACCAGAUGAUGUGUCCACAGAGCAAGAUCUGCCUCGAGCUGUCCGGAAGGGGCAGAAGCGCCUGGUGCUCUCUGAAAGCUGUUCCCGGGACUCAAUGAGCAGCCAGCCCAGCUGUACAGUGCUCAACUACUCUUAUGGUGUGAAUGCCUGGAAGUCCUGGGUGCAAGCCAAAUACGCAGGGGGAGAAACCAGCAAGGGAGAGGAGCUACGCUUUGGCCCCAAGCCCAUGAGGAUCAAGGAAGACAUCUUAGCCUGCUCAGCAGCUGAGCUCAACUAUGGCCUGGCCCAGUUUGUCAAGGAGAUAACCCGGCCCAAUGGGGAGCGCUAUGAACCAGACAGCAUCUAUUACCUCUGCCUUGGCAUCCAGCAGUACCUGCUCGAGAACAAUCGUAUGGUGAAUAUAUUUACAGACCUUUACUACUUGACCUUCGUGCAGGAGCUGAACAAGUCUCUGAGUGGCUGGCAACCCACAAUCUUACCAAAUAACACAAUUUUCUCCCGUGUCGAGGAGGAGCACCUCUGGGAGUGCAAACAGCUGGGUGUUUACUCACCCUUUGUGCUUCUCAACACCCUCAUGUUCUUCAACACUAAGUUCUUCGGGCUGCAGACGGCAGAGGAGCACAUGCAGCUCUCCUUCACCAACGUGGUGCGCCAGUCCCGCAAGUGCACCACAGCCCGUGGCAUGACAAAGGUGGUGAGCAUCCGCUACUAUGCUCCAGCCAAGCAGAAGAAAAGCCGAGAUGGCGGCUCUGGAAAACGGAAACGUGAGGAGGAGGUACCGAUGCUGGAGCAGCGGGAGAACAGGAUGAAUCCCCUCCGAUGCCCAGUCAAGUUUUAUGAGUUUUAUCUCUCUAAAUGUCCCGAGAGCCUGCGGAACCGCAACGAUGUGUUCUACCUGCAGCCCGAGCGGUCAUGCAUCGCCGAGUCCCCGCUCUGGUACUCGGUGAUCCCCAUGGACCGCAGCAUGCUGGAGAGCAUGCUGAACCGCAUCCUGGCCGUCAGGGAGAUCUACGAGGAGCACAGUCGGCUCAGCAGCCUGGAGGAUGACAUGGACUAAGGGUGAGGUGCUGCUGGACUGGCUGCACUCCAGCCCUGGACACCUCAUCUUGCUGCUUCCCUUUGCAGGGCAGGGGCCAUGCAGCAUAGGAGGGGAUGGUGCUACAGCAGUACUGUCCCUGCAUCAUUACCAGACGUGGACCUCCCAUCCUGCUCGUUACAGGCAUCCCCUACGUACGUGGCCCCCACACUCAGCUCUGUCUCCAGUUGGCUGCUGGGUGAGCCAUUUUCCCCAGGGCCCGUUCGCAUGGCACAGGAGUGGCAGAGUCCCUGAGGCAGCUCCCCUUGCCCAGCCCUGUCCCUCCCCUAUCCCCAGCCCUGCCACUACCCCUCUCUUCCUGUGCCCCAGGGCAGGAAUUGCACAAGAUGCAGUGCACCAUUGGACCAGUGGCCUCUGAAGCUUUUACUUCUCUCUUCCUUUAGCAUUCCCUCACAAGGCAGGAGCUAUCAAGGCAGGAAGAGUAGCUCUGCUGCUGGGGCAGGAUUGUCUUUUCAAGCCAGUGGGCAUGGGCCACAGGCAGCCUGAGGGCCUGAGGGUCACAGGGAGAACUUAUGUCCCAGUUUGGGAAAGAUUUGGGUUGGUUGCAGGGAGUGGAUGGAGCUCACACUGGAAUUUGUGGGCAGAGAUCUGGCCUUGCCACAGAGACACCUCAUCUGCAGCCAGGAUGCCUCCCUCUCUUUGGUCAAUGUUUUCUGAGUGGUGAAAACUGAUGGAGAUGGGUCUGUGCUAGUGCUGCACCUCUCACCCCACUGUGCUCUGUCGUGGUGUAAGGACCCUCCCCUGUGAAAGGUGGCAUCAGUGGGAACCUCUGCUCCAGCCACGGGCCCAGGCAUUUCCUGGCAGAAGCAGGGAGCCCUGCCUGCCCUCCCCCUCCCUCCCACAGCCACAGGCUGCCAGCACCCUACCCAGGGCAAGUCUGGCUCCAGCUGUGCCACUCUGUGCUGCCCCCUGCCCCUUCUUGUGUUCUGGUCAGUUUUCUUGAGCUGUACAUGGGUCUCCUGUUGAGCCUGUAUAUAUUGUUCUGGGCCCUGGCCUGGGGCCAUCUGUUCUGUGUCCAUGUGGAGAGUGAGCUGCUCACCAGUCUUGUUGUAGUGAUGCCAGGGCGGUAGGACUAACCCUGUGUCUCUGGAAACCAUUCAUUUCAAAUAAAGAUGUGGAAAACUUUGGCA
Messenger RNA from Cyanistes caeruleus (blue tit), 13818 nucleotides. NCBI's taxonomy places the organism in Eukaryota, Metazoa, Chordata, Aves, Passeriformes, Paridae. The record is from RefSeq and is a predicted model, not a curated record.